CACUUCACCUUCUUCCCUUCUACUGAGGCUCAAAACGUCUUCCUAUAUAGACGAACACGAAGUUUCACUCGCUCACAACACUAAUGGCCGGCUGCUCCCUUCGCCACCUGCUGCUGGUGGCCCUGCUCCUCGCGGCCGCCGGGGACGCCCGGGCCGAGACUGAUCCGAGCGACCUGCAGGCCAUGAGGGUCCUCGCCGCCGGCCUGGGCGCCGACCGUUCCCCCUCCCUCGCCUGGUCUCUCUCCGCCGACCCCUGCGCCGCCUGGGCCGGCGUUUCCUGCUCCGACGGCCGCGUCACUGCCAUCCAGGCCGGCAAAUGCGGCCUCUCCGGCUCUCUGUCCCCCGCCGUCUGCAACCUCACCGCCCUCGUCCGCCUCGAGCUCCAGCAGAACCGCCUCGCCGGCCCCCUGCCCUCCCUCGCUGGCCUCUCGUCCCUCCAGGUCCUCCUCCUCCACGGCAACCGCUUCUCCUCCCUCCCGGACGGCUUCUUCGCCGGCCUAUCCUCCCUCCAAUCCGCCUUCCUCGACGACAACCCUCUCGCCCCCUGGCCGCUUCCGGACUCCCUCCGUGACGCCGCCGCCCUCGUCAACUUCUCCGCAAACACCGCCGGCGUCUCUGGUCCCCUCCCCGCCUUCCUCGCCACCGCAUUUCCCGCCCUCGACCACCUCGGUCUCGCCUUCAACCGGCUCUCCGGCCCCGUCCCAGCCGCCUUCGCCGCCGCCCCGCUCCGCUCCCUCUGGCUCAACAACCAGCGAGGCCCCGCCCGCCUCUCCGGCGGUAUAGCGUUCGUCGAGAACAUGACCGCACUCGAGGAGCUCUGGCUUCACUCCAACGUCUUCUCCGGCCCGUUGCCGAACUUCUCCCAGCUCACCAGCCUGCGCGACCUCCAGCUCAGGGACAACCGCCUCACCGGCGUCGUCCCCAAGUCCUUGACCCAGCUCCCGUCGCUGACCAAGCUCACCCUCACCAAUAACCUGCUGCAGGGGGCGGUGCCUGUGUUCCCGAGUUCGGUCGAGGAAGUGGAUGUAGACCCCAAAGACGAGAGCUUUUGCCUUCCGAGUCCAGGAGCCUGCGAUCCCCGCGUCAAUGUCCUGCUCGCCGUCGCGAAAGAUCUCGGCUAUCCCGCUCGGUUCGCCGAGAACUGGAAGGGCAAUGACCCGUGCGGAUGGUUGGGGAUCAGCUGCAACGACAACGGCAACAUCACGGUGAUCAACUUCCAGAGGAUGGGCCUCAACGGGACGAUAUCGCCAGAGUUCGGAUCGAUCGCCUCGUUGCAGAAGCUGCUGCUCUCGAACAAUAACCUAACCGGGACCAUUCCGGCCAAGCUCGCAAGCUUGCCAUCUCUGAAGGAAUUGGAUGUGUCGAACAACUCGUUAUGGGGACAAGUUCCGAGCUUUAGCAAGAAUGUGCUGGUGAACACCGCUGGGAACCAGAACAUAGGGAAGAUUGUGGUCGGUGGUGACGCCGGUUCGGCCUCGGCCGGGCAGGGCAGCAACUCGAAUCCAAGCGGGUCGACCGACUCAAGAAGCAGAGGCAGCGGGAAGUCUUCUUCUGCUGUGGCCGGUGCCAUUGCAGGCUCGGUGAUAGCUGCGGUGCUCGGGAUUAUCCUCGUCGGGCUGUUGGUUUUCUGCCAUUACAGGAGAAAGCAGCAAAAUCUCGGCAGAGUUCAGAGUCCGAACACAACCGUGAUCCACCCACGGCACUCGGGAUCCGAUCCGGACAUUAUCAAGAUCACGGUUGCAGGACCGAGCGUCAACGGCGGCGCAGCCGCGAGCGAGACGAUUACCAGCCCGACGACCAGUGGCACGAGCGACGUCCAUGUCCUCGAGGCCGGGAACAUGGUCAUCUCGAUCCAGGUCCUGAGGAACGUGACCGACAACUUCAGCGAGGAAAACGUGCUGGGCCACGGCGGAUUCGGAACGGUGUACAAGGGCGAGCUGCACGACGGCACCAAGAUCGCGGUCAAGAGGAUGGAGGCAGGCGCGAUGGGGACGAAGGGACUGAACGAGUUCAAGUCGGAGAUCGCGGUCCUCACGAAGGUCAGGCAUCGGAAUUUGGUGUCUCUGCUCGGGUACUGCUUGGAUGGGAACGAGAGGCUGCUGGUGUACGAGUACAUGCCGCAGGGGACGCUGAGCCGCCAUCUGUUCGACUGGAAGGAAGGAGGACAGAAGCCAUUGGAGUGGAAGAAGAGACUAAGCGUUGCACUGGAUGUGGCGAGAGGGGUGGAGUACUUACACAGCUUGGCGCAGCAGAGCUUCAUCCACAGGGAUCUGAAGCCGUCCAACAUUCUCCUUGGGGACGACAUGAAGGCCAAGGUCGCCGACUUCGGACUGGUUCGGCUUGCACCGGACGGGAAAGGGUGUUCCGUCGAGACGAGGAUUGCAGGAACUUUUGGAUAUCUAGCACCAGAGUAUGCGGUGACGGGGCGUGUGACCACAAAGGUUGAUGUCUUCAGCUUUGGAGUGAUACUGAUGGAGAUGAUCACCGGGAGGAAGGCGCUCGACGAGAGCCAACCGGAGGAGAGCAUGCACCUGGUGACAUGGUUUCGGAGGAUGCUCCUCGACAAGGAGGCCUUCCGAAAGGCUGCCAUCGACCCCGCGAUCGACAUGGACGAGGAGACCGCGACCAGCGUCGGGACCGUAGCGGAGCUCGCCGGCCACUGCUGUGCCAGGGAGCCUCACCAGAGGCCGGACAUGGGGCACGCGGUCAACGUGCUCUCUUCGCUCUCAGAGCUUUGGAAGCCUUGUGAUCCCGACUCGGAGGAGAGCUACGGGAUCGACCUGGAUAUGACGCUUCCCCAAGCACUGAAGAAAUGGCAGGCAUUCGAGGACCGAAGCCACAUCGACGGAGCCACGAGCUCGUUCCUCGCAAGCUUGGACAACACCUACACCAGCAUACCGACGGGGCCGCCGGGCUUCGCCGACUCCUUCACCUCGGCCGAUGGAAGAUGAGUUCAGUUCGACGGAGGAAUUAGCGUAACCAGCAGUUGCAACUGAGCCUUUCGUUUCUUGUUUGUCUUUGAUUUGUUCUUGAUUUCCUUUUCUUGUUGCUUCCUUUCUUGUUCAUGUAACAUGAUGACCACUGAACCACUUGAACCUUUCUUGUC
Molecule: messenger RNA, 3106 nt
Organism: Musa acuminata AAA Group (dessert banana)
Lineage: Eukaryota; Viridiplantae; Streptophyta; Magnoliopsida; Zingiberales; Musaceae
Product: receptor protein kinase TMK1-like
Exons: 2
Coding region: 84-2951 (955 amino acids)
Biological process (GO): protein phosphorylation
Molecular function (GO): protein kinase activity; protein binding; ATP binding
Source: RefSeq, a predicted model, not a curated record